Talaromyces atroroseus is the source of this 1458-nucleotide messenger RNA. RefSeq lists its product as hypothetical. The record is from RefSeq and is a predicted model, not a curated record. Gene Ontology annotation, molecular function: FAD binding. NCBI's taxonomy places the organism in Eukaryota, Fungi, Ascomycota, Eurotiomycetes, Eurotiales, Trichocomaceae. Bases 1 to 1458 code for a protein of 485 amino acids. The transcript is spliced from 5 exons.
AUGACAACCGAGAAGAACGGCUUUAGGGUUAUUGUGGCCGGCGGUGGCAUUGCAGGCCUUGCCAUGUCGCAUGCUCUACAGCUGGCCAACAUUGAUCAUGUCGUCUUAGAGGCCUAUGGAGAUGUUCGGUCUCAUGUCGGUGCCAGUAUUGGAUUGUGGCCCAACGGUAUCCGCGUCCUCGAACAAAUGGGCUGCUGGAAACAAAUCAAAAGCCAUUGUGCGCCUAUGGUUGACAGCUACAAUCGUCUUCCCAAUGGCAAAGCGAUAAGUACAAGUCGGCUGGCGGACAUGAUUAAAGCUCGCCACGGAUACGACUUUGUCGUUCUGGAACGUCAAUUGGUUGUCGCAUCCUUAUAUGACAAUCUUCCGGAUAAGUCUAGAAUCCUAGUGAACAAGAGAGUGGCCAAUGUUACUGAGACUAGUGAUGGUGUUCGAGUCGACACCGAAGAUGGCACAACGUAUGAAGGGGAUAUUGUUGUCGGCUGUGAUGGCGUAAAUAGCACUGUCCGAGACUUUAUGUGGGCAGUGGCGAACAAAGCAAUUCCGGGUUAUAUUUCCGCACAAGAGAAACGAUCCCUUGCCACUACUUAUGCUUGUCUGAUCGGGUUUGCCCCAGAUAUGCCUGGAAUGGGAUGUGGUGACUGCCAUACCGUUCACAAUGAUGGAUUCUCUUUCCUGGUUAUCACCCAACCUAGGAGAACGUUCUUCUUCGUUUUCAUAAAACUCCCCAAGGUCAUUCACUGGCCCACGAGGCCCCGCUUCACUGCUGAAGACGCUGAAGCUGAGGCAGCGAAACUCUCUGACCUGCCCGUCAGCGACACUGUUCUUUUUGGCGAAUUAUGGCGGAAACGUAUUCGUGGUCAGCUCAUUGCGCUGGAGGAAGUUGUUUUUGACCACUGGCACUUCGGUCGAAUUGCUAUUUUGGGUGAUUCGGCGCACAAGUUAACCAUUAAUCUUGCUUUUGGUGGAAAUUCCGCUUUGGAAAGUACCGCUGCCCUGGUAAAUGGACUCAAUCGUGAACUGAAAGCCUAUCCCAACCGGAAGAUGAGCCAAGAAACCAUCUCGAGAAUCUUUCAGGAAUACCAAGAGUUGAGAAAGCCACGCAUGAAAAGGGUUCUCAACCUGGCAUACCAACUAACGCGCCUGCAAGCCUGGGACGGGUGGUUCAUGAAAUUCGUACAGCGAAGGGUGAUCCCCUGGGUGGGUGACGAACGUGUGGCUGAUCAUUUCGCUGAUCUCGUCAAAGGAGGAAUCAAGCUAGACUACGUUCCUCUCCCCAAUCCGCCUCUCGGCACAGUUGCAUGGGACGAUGAUUCUGCAAAGGAGACAAUAGCCAAUUCUUCGAUUGGAAAAUCGUCAAACUUGUUCCUUUGGGCCUUGGGCCUUAUUCUCAGCUUGAAUGCGUCGUAUUACUUGGUUUCGGUCCUUCGCAGCCAAUACACCCUCCAAUCGCUAUAA